Toxotes jaculatrix (banded archerfish) is the source of this 13258-nucleotide messenger RNA. RefSeq names its product G patch domain containing 8 (gene gpatch8). The transcript has 7 exons. Bases 7767 to 11999 code for a protein of 1410 amino acids. Gene Ontology annotation, molecular function: nucleic acid binding. Lineage: Eukaryota; Metazoa; Chordata; Actinopteri; Toxotidae. Gene Ontology annotation, cellular component: nucleus. The record is from RefSeq and is a predicted model, not a curated record.
UCAGCUACCCUUGCUGACCAAGGUAAUGUCUCUUACAGAAAAUGGAAAACACAAUUUACAUGUGCUUUUCUUAUUUAAUGCACAGUACGAUCAUAUCUGUAUCCUGAACAUGUGUUUUUCAUGGCUAGAAUCCAGAGAACAUUGAAGUGAAGUUUUAGGUAUGACGUACUUUCUCGCAUGCACACAAACAUCCCACUGUGUGUGGGUGUUGGAGAGGGAGAAGAGAAAGGGAGAGAGGUGGCCUGCUCACCUGGCUUGAGUGGCUCUUUUGCUCCUGCGCUAUUAUUUGUGGAGGGGCACUGAGGAGGCCACGCUGCAGCAUCACACAGUUCUUCACACAUCCGUGGAAAAACGGCCACAUCAGAGGCGCCAUCAGCUAUCACUUAGACACCAGUAGUACUGCUUGCACACCUGACACUUUGGAAAGUGCAUGUCUAAAAAAGAAGGUGGCAGACUUUUUAUCCACAGGCAGCUAAACAUGAAAAUGUGUCACCAAUUAAAACAGUUAAUCCUGAAGAUCAUUUUAGUGGAUUUAAUUUUUCUAACACUUUUUAUGACAUCAGGUACAUUUUCAUAAUAAAAAUUAUUAAGAGUUCCUGUUUAAAAGGAAAAAUUUUAAAACAAAUACAGGUCAAAUGCCUCACUGCAUUUGCCAGAAUAGCAUUAGAAGAAGAGACGCCUUAAAUUAUGCACAGUAGACUUUCAGGCAUGAUUUACAGUGUACUUGAAUGGAUACUCAGUAUGUUACUUCAAAUGAUAAAACACAUAGACUAACACAUGAUGUUAUGAAUAUAAUCAUGUCAUUAGAAACACAGGACCGUUCCUGCCUCCUUAGUGCCACCACUAAGGUGGUAGGAUUUGUGGCAGUUGUCCACAAGUGUCACAUCUUGGAACUGUUGGUGAAUGCUUCGGCUUAGCUUCUCAGAGCCCCUCCCCUGCCACUUAUUGUGUGUGAUCUAUAGGCAGCUAGAGGUCUGUGGUACUUUAUUGGGAUCUUUUUUUCUCUUUCUCUCUUUCCCCUUUGGUCUUUGCUCUUUCUCUCUAACAUUGUUUUUGCAUUGCAUGUGUUAACUUGGUAGCAUUCAGUACUAUUUCCUCUCAACACUCUGUCCUAAUCACUACUACAGUUUUCCCUCCCAGACUCAUUCCUCCCACUUCUCCUGCCCUUUCCAGUCCCUCACACCCACCCUCCUCCUCCUUACCUGACCCUGUCCCCCGAGCGAUAUGCAGCGGGCAGCCUCAGAGCCACAGGAAGCACACAUACACCGGAAAUCAAAGAAACACGAGUAUGCAGGCCUCAGGAAGAUUCAUUUCUUGGUGAAAAAGUUUAUUGUGUCAUUUUAGAAAGAAAAGGGAUAUUUUAGGUGUCAGCAUAUCAGCUGUUACUGAAGUGUGUAGCCUUUUGCUUUAUAGCCAGACCAUAUUUGACACAGCUGUUUGUCCCUGUUAACUGUUAGACUUCUGUCACCAAAUGUUUAAGAAGAAGAACACAAGGAAAAGGUCAAGCCCAAUCCUUUUCAAGUCUUGACCCUUAUUGUUAUUUAUUUAUUUAUUUUUUAAACACCUCUCGAGUCAGCCCAGUGAGCAGCAGGGCUGAUGGUUUCAAGGUCUUUGCAUGUUAAGAAUAAAACAAAAAAAAUAGCAAUAAGUCUGUAAACCAGUCUGACCACCUUCCUUAAGACUGAAUGUGUAUGCAAGUCUUAUAGUCUGUUUAAAGAACUCAGAGUCCCGUCAAAUGUGGGCCUUCAGUGUCUUUACUUAACUUUGAUAAGGUGAAUUUGGUCUUCAGAAUUAUGAGGUAAGUAUGUAUUUUUAAAUAAUUAUUUUCAACAUUUAUACUAAUUGGACUUUAAUGCUUUUCUGUGAUUUUCCCCACCACUUAGUUAAUGAAGUCUUUAAUCCCUUCACAUUACAUCUGGCACAGUUUACUGGGAGGUAGGAGGCUGCUGUUCUAGUCAUCUCUUAUUGCACAGAGACAGUUGUUUCCAUUUAGCUACACCUACAGUAGCUGAGACAGAGCAGGAAUGUACAGCACCAAACACGGGGGAGCUACAUGAGUUUACGAGGAGCAACAGACAGCAGAGCCUGUCCACUACCAGCUCUUGCCAGAAGACAUUCCUCAGGGACACAAGAAAGGAUGAUGAGUAACUGCAGCAACCUACUUCUUGCAAGACAGAUCCCUUAAGGGUCUGUCUCAGUCUUCUUUUUAGAAUGUGAAAGAUCUCAGAUCUGUUUAAGAGCAGUCAACCAAGAAAAUGUACAGAAAAUGCGUGGUAGUUCAGGUUUAGUAAUGUAGAUGGGUUAGUAUGCCUGCCUCAUGUUAUAUCCUCUUUAGUAAUCUGAACCAGAGCCGUUUCUUUGACCCACACAGGCACACACAAACACACCCAUGCUGUACACAUAUAAAUGCUUAGACUGAUGUAAUAAAACUCCUAAAUACUCUGAGGUCUCUAGGUGGGGUCCCCUGCAUAUCACUUCCCUUCCCAUAUCUUUUGUCAUGCACUGUGCCAAUGACAGCACAAUGCACACUUAAAAAAAAAAAAUACACUCCCUCUUGUAGAUCUCUUUUGUUUGGAUAACAUUUUCUAUUUUUUCUUUCUCCUGUAUUAACAGUCAGUUGGUGGAUUUAUUGACAUGCCUACCUUUUCUGUUUGUAUACAGUAUUAUGUUUGUUUAAAAGCAGAGAGAGAUUUGCAUUUUUAAGAUCUAGAGAAUCUAGCAGAAUUGCAGUUGAAAGCGUUUGGCCGGUUUCUUACGUUGUGUCACGUGUGACUGUUUUUUUGACAGCCCAGUAUUUUAAAGCCAGGUUCGUAUGGAAAUGCCUUCACUCCACUUGCACUGCUGUUGGACUCGCCGUCGUUGCUUUCAUCCGUCUGUCUGUCUAUUCUUUUGGUGCACUCAUCUGUUGUUCAACAUGCAGUCUGCGCCUCAUCUCCGCCCUCUGACCUUUCCUGAGCCCAUUUUGAACUAAUCUCUUUAUUAGUGUUAGCACUUGCGACUGGUGCCUCAUCCAACCUGCCCUUCCUGUUUUUACUUUGUCUUUAAAUCUCACUGAGAUCAAAUAAAAAAUAUGAGAGAUUUAGAAGAGGAAACAUGUUUAAUUUAAGAUAGGGCUUAUGUUCUCUGAGCUUGCAGAGGUUUACGUUUCACUGUGUAUCCCUUGGUCAGACUUCUCUGACUUUGGUUAAGAGAAAUAAACAGGUCAGCUAACUGGGAUUGUGUAGAGGCUGAGCAGGGGUAUUUCUCAGAUGAAUUUUAUUUCCUUUCUUGCUCCAAAGCCUCACAUAUCAGCCAAACCCCCAAAUUAAUAUAAAUGUCCGUGUGCAGAGAGUGGUUGCACCAUAAGACUGCAGUAAGGGACAGAAGCAUUCUCAAUGUCGGUGGGAGGGGAGGCAUUCACUGCAGCAAUUUCUGCAGUGUUUCCUCACACAGUGAAGUCAGGGGACAUGUUGUCCACCAGGCAGGAGGAAACCGGCUUUACCAGCCAUACAACCUCUGUUUCUGUGCAUCUUAUGACUUGUCCAGAAACUGCCAGACGGAGACAACUCAUAGAUUGUGAUAACAUGACAGUGUACCUUCAGUGUCCUACUUAUGAGUUAAUACAUGCAGGCUGUCUCUAGUUCACUUCCCACCAUGUGAUACACAGCACAGAUUCCUCUCUUAUCUCGCCCCACAGCGGAGGGGAUCUGACAGUCACACAGCUCAAACAUCCAUGAAAUGGAAGGAAAAACUACCAAAUCCUAACAGAAACAGGAAGUGAGGCAAUUUAGGCUCUCUCUUGGGUAACUGAGACAAACAUCAGACAGAUGUUUUGGACGUGUUUAUUCUAGUCAUCAUGGUGAAGUGCCAUUUCGUUGUUCUUACAACCAACAUAGUGUUUUUCUUCUACAAAUAUUAAAUAGGGCAAAGGAAGGCAACAGUUAGCUUUGAAAAACAGACAGUGGUUGGAAAAAAAAGCAUUAAGCCAAAUCUCAAUUCUGACCUUGCGGGCGGAGAUGCAGUGUGUGCUGUGUGUGUGACUACCACUCCCCUUCACAUGCACUAACCAAUAUAAGCCCAGCUCACCUCCACCACCCUAGAAACUCACCUCCACCAUGGCUCAGCCUGCUCUGUUCUGCCCCCUGUCCUGACCUCCUCUUUUGCCAAAGAGAACUAAUCGAGCCCUGUUGAGCCAUCACCUUCCUCUCUGUGCCUGAUCCACCUGAGACUAACACAGCUGGAGUUUUGUUAAACCACCCUCCACCCCCAGCCCGCCCCAUCCCUCUGUAUGUGUACCAUUCACAGUGCGCUACUAACACCGACGAUCCUUUUUGUUAAAGCUCUUUAACAAAAAGCUGCAUGCUGUUUUUUUUUUCUGUUUUGUUCCAACCCCUUCACUUUCUGUUUGUGAAAGUUGAUGUCAAACUCUUUGUGAUUAUAAAUAUCCUUUUUGUUUGGUUUGUAUGUUUUUUGGUAGAAUGCAGCACUCUGGUGAAUGUUAGACAAGCUUGGAAUAGUUAUAAUCACAACAGAAAAAACACUUCUUAUUAAGAAAUCUCAUUGUUUCCUGUUUAUUUGUGCUUGAGGAUGUACUGUAGUGUGUAGUGGUGGGACGGUCUUGCAUUUCACUUAAUGUUUUUAUUUUGUUGCUGACCCACACUAGUGAUAUAACUGUCUCAGACAUGCACAUUGGGCCCCACAGUGUGCUAGGAAUUCCUGUUGUGUAUGUUCCUGCACUCCUCUCUAGUCUCUUUGAUUCAUUAGCAAUUGCCUGGUCUUGUCCACAUUGUCGGUUGUGUAGCCUUUAUCAUAUCAAGCACUAGUAAAACAAUUACUUUAAAGUAGACUGCCUUGUUGACAUUGCACACUUUUGGAAGUCCACUGUGAAAAUGUGUCUCUGGUGAGCUUGUGGUAAAGCUACUGUGAGUAUGUUUAUGCUAGGUAGAAACGACCCUGCGGUUUGUAAAAGCCAUCUAGAAUGUUUUCUAGCGUCUGAGUAAUAACGAUAUGUGUGAUAAUGGUCAAAUUAGAUGCACGCUAACAGCACAAAUUCUUGGUUUAAAGUCGAACGUGAACGUGGUUGGGACCAGACCUUUGAUAACAGACCAGAGAUGCUGGAGAUGUCCAAGAACAUGCACAACAGCUAUUUCUAGUAUGUCUAACGGGGCUACAUGCCCACAAUGUCUCCCUCUCUUCACCUGCACACCCACAUAUCCCCCCACACGUGCAUACUCUGUCCACCCUGGGCCUUGUAAUGGUAAUCCAAGGCCCACUAGCUCCACUUCUGUCUCUUCCUCUUGCUAUAUUUUUUGUGACAGCUGCAUAUGUUUCAUGGUGCUCCCCUUGUCAUGGUUUACGGAAUCACAGCAAGCUUGGAGUUUCUGGUCUUCGUUUUGUUAAUGCAAGAUUUCCAUACCUGUUCUGUGUCACUUUUCUUUGUGUACUAAGAUCUUGCUCUGUAGUGGUUCAUAUAUGUAUGCGUGUGAUACAUAUAUUUCCCUCUCCUUCCUCCUCCUCUUAACUUCUCAGUUAGUGGAUGUGACUUGAUGUGUUAUCUUUUAUCAUCCCCCCCAAAAUAGAAAUGUUCAUGCCCAAUCUCUUUGCCUUAUAAAGGUUUUUAAACUGCACUCCCACUGUAGGAGGGUAUCCUGUAGUUUACAGGCUACACAUAGCCUCAUCUAUUCAUCAUAGUGGAAAACUUACCCUCCCUCUCAGCCUCCCUCCCUCUAUCUCCCCCCACCCACCCCUAACUACCACUCCUUGUGCUGGAAAGACACUGAUGUUACACGCUGUAGGUGAUGUGGAUGACGAAAAUGAUGAUGGUGAUGGUGGUGGUGGUUGUGCUGAUGAUGAUAGCGUGAUCUGAGUGUUUUAUUUUAUUUUGUGUGUUUGUUUUUUGACCCGUGCCCACGGGGAAAAGCUCCUCUUAUUAUUGGAAUAUUUUUGGUUUUUUUCUCCUCUGUUCUCUCUGCUAGGAUAACAUCGGGCACCGGCUGCUUCAGAAACAUGGCUGGAAGUUGGGGCAAGGCCUUGGCAAAACCAUGCAGGGUAAGGUUUGUUGGAUCCCCUCUGUAUGUCAGUAUGUGUGUGUGUGGGUGUGUUUUCUUUCUCCCACUCUGCAGUUGACCUCAAUGUAACACCCCUUUUACAGUGUACCGUAGGCUAAUGGCCUCUGUCAGCUUCCUCCUCUUUGCUUCAUAAUCACUAAACCUUUAUUUCAAUCUGCUCAAGAGUAAAGUACUUCGAUUUGAACAAAACUGCAAAAAUCCAUUUGAAAUCGAGGUAGAUUUAGGAAGCCAUGAUUCCAUCACAUCCCUUAGAAUCAUCAUCUCCACAUAUUUUAGAUUUUUAUUUUUCCUCUUUGAGUUUCCGUGGCUGCUGUCGGGUAUCUGAUUGGCUGUAACCACGGCUCAGACUUUGAAUGGCUUGCAGAGUAGACAAGUUUUCCCCCCUCUGCUUGUUUGCCUGUUUCUACCUCCAAACCUGUGAAACUUGUGUGUAUGUGUGUGGUCAUUAUGUGGGAAUGAGACGCGUGUGUGUGUGUGACUGUUACUGACUGGGCCAUAGAGUCAACUUACAGGGAAAACCUCACCACCCUUCUACACCCCGAAUGUCUCUGUCCCCAUGGUUACACGCUCCCAUCCUCCCCCUGUUUCUUUGCCCCUCCUGCACAGCAUGUUUGUCCCAGAGGUGCACUCCUGCCUGCCUCAAACUGUCACACUCACCUGGGGCUUUAAGCAGUGUUGGAGGUAACACACUGAACUACUACUUUCACAUGAUAGAGUGAAAUGUAAUGCUCCAGAUGGGUGCACAGUUCACAUUUUCAAGUGUACUUUAGAAGAAAAAAAAUUGCUGUUGCAUAGCAAUGCAGAACCUGCUCUAAGCACUGCUUAAAGCCUUGCUGGCUCUUUCCUCAGGUACAUUUUAUGUGUGUCAUGUGUUCACUUGUUCCGGGGGGUUAAGCACAUCCCAAAACAAGCUUUCUGGCUGUAGGCUAGCGAGGAAAUGAAAGAAUCUCAGGGAGAUUUGCUAACUGGGCUGACAAGCGUUUGCGAGGCAAAAAGCUCAAAGGGGGAAAAUGGUGGUCGUCCCUAGAGGCAUCUAUCAUCUCAGACUAUGUAUUUGACCACAAGUUAAAAAAAAAAAGACAUAAACGUUUCCCUGUAGCACACACUGCAAAAGUAGAUAUUACUUUUGAAUCACAAUUUUAUUAGAUGAUACAUUUCCUUUCUUGCUUUACCUGUCGGAGUUGAUAUGCCAUCAGACUAUUUUUUUAAUCAGUCCCUCAACCAGUACAGCUCCUCCAAAAGUACUUAUCUGAUGGGGCUUCUAAUUUUUUUUCUGCUUGGCAAAGGUAAAAAGUGAAGUACUGUUAUGUUUUUAAAAAGGGAUAUAGGACUUUUGGCAUUCUUCGUAAGGGGUGGUAGUUUGGGACCCUUGGGGCAUACAGUGGUUGAGAGAGCAAGAUGAUGCCAGGUUAGGGGCCUGGGGACUGGGACCAGUGGGCGGGAGAGAGUGGUGAGAGGAAAUCCCUGUAAGCACCUAGCCCUGAGUGAAGGGAUGAGGGGGGUGGGGGGGUGACACACUGAGGCCCCUCUGGUAAUGAACCCCCCCUUAACCCCACAACCACACUCCCAACCCCACCCUCCCUUCUCUAUGUGCCUCAAUCUUCCUGCUUAACCAAUUGGUGUUUCUUUUUUACAGCGAUUUGAUCCUGCCCAUGUUGUGCUGAUGGUAAACUUAGUGGACGCACCGACCCUGUGCCCAUUAUCCUCAAAUAUGAUGUCAUGGGGAUGGGACGGAUGGAGAUGGAGCUGGACUAUGCAGAGGAUGCCACAGAGAAGAGAAGAGUGCUCGAAGUGGAGAAGGAGGAUACAGAGGAGCUGCGGCAAAAAUACAAGGACCAGAUGGAAAAGGAGAAAGCCAUUGCAAAGGCUCUGGAAGACCUGAGAGCCAAUUUCUACUGUGAGCUAUGUGACAAACAGUACACCAAACACCAAGAAUUUGACAACCACAUAAACUCUUAUGACCACGCUCACAAGCAGAGGCUUAAAGAGCUGAAGCAGAGAGAAUUUGCUCGUAAUGUGUCAUCACGUUCCCGAAAAGAUGGAAAGAAGCAAGAAAAGAUGCUGCGCCGACUGCACGAGUUGGCUGAGCAGAGGAAACACCAGGACCGAACUCCAGGAAGUGGGCCCAUGUUCAAAACCACCACAGUGGCUGUGGACGGUGAGAAGGCAGAAGAUGGCGACAACAUGACGCCUGAGAACCCUGCUUUGACAGACGGUGCCCUGGAAGGAUCACUGACAGACAAAACUGGGCAAGCCUCCCCGAAGCCUGGCCCAGCCAUCAGCUUCUCUCUGGGAAAGAACAACUCCUCCUCCCCAACCCCAAGUGGUGCAUCCAAAGUCAGUGUGUCCUUCUCUUUUGCCAAGAAAGCUCCGGUAAAGCUGGAAACAGCAGCUGCAGUGUUUGCUGAUCAUGGUGAGGAGGCUAUGGAGGAAGAGGAGAGCCAGGAGGGGGAAAAGGCUGGAGGACAGGAGGAGACAUCUGCCUGUGGCACAGACAGCCCCAAGGGAGUAUCAGGAGGAGGUGAUGGAGUAGAGGGCAGCAGCGUGGCAGGGACAGAAGAGGUGCAGCAGCCCGAUGAUGGAGGCUCUCUAGCCUCCACACUCAACAAACUGAAGAUGAUGAUGAAAAAGGAGGAAGGAUAUGCUGGACAGGAGCCUCAGUACUAUCACUAUGUACCUCCAGCUCACUGCCGGGUAAAGCCUCACUUCCAGUUUUUACUGUUCAUGAAGGCCACCGAUCAGUGUCAGAGCAAAGAAGAGGAAGAUGAGGAAGAAGGACAGGAGGAAAAAAAGGUUGACGAUAGUCCUGAACGGACAGAGCCCGGUAUUGCAGAGUGUAAGACUGAAAAAGAACAAGGUAAUGCCACUUCAGCCCCUGACCUAGAGCCAACUCCUCUAUCACCUAAAGUGAAGACAGAGGAUGUCUCUUCAUGCGCAGCAGACACAGCUUCCACCGAACCUACUUCACCUGCACAAAAAGCAGAGAGCACACAGGAUACUCUGGACUCCAAUUCAGGCCCUAAAAUCCCCACUGGUCCCUUCUUCCCAGUCCUUAGCAAAGAUGAGAGCACUACCCUGCAGUGGCCCUCCGAGCUCCUUGAAUUUACAAAAGCUCAGCCUUCCCUGUCUUACAGCUGUAAUCCCCUAUACUUCGACUUCAAGCUGUCCCGCAACAAAGGAGUGCGUGGUGGGAAAGCAGCAAAGUCCCCUAAGCCUUGUGAAGAAUCUGAUGACAAGGGACAAGAGGUAGCAGCUUCAACAGCUGAAGUAGACUCAACCACGAAAGCUGGAACGAGCACGGACAAAGAUAAGCCAAUGAUGAAGGGAGAGCCUGGCCAGUCAGAAGGUGAUGAGCAAAAGCCUCCAACUGGCAGCAGUAGUGCCAAGAAAAAAAAGAAAAAGAAGAAGCAUAAGAAGUCUGCAAAGCACUCAAAACGCAAAGGAAAAGACAAAGGAGCAGCAGAAGAUGCAGAGGGAGAGACAGAGGUAACGCAAGAGAAGCCCAAAAAGAAGAAAAAACACAAACGGAAGAAGAGCAAAAACAAAGCUCCAGAUCAAGAUGAUGCAACAGGUGAUGAGAAGGAGAAAGCAAAACCAAAGUCCGAAGAUAAAGCUGUUUCCUCUACUGUUCAGCCGGCACCUGGGGCGGGAGGAGCUACAGGAAACGCAGGAGUAGAGCUGGGGAAGAGAAAACGUGCUACUAAGGAAGUGCCUUGCAAGUCUGGAGCAGAGGAAGGAGGAACCAGAAAAGGCUCAGAGAAGGCCAACUCCUCAGAGGAGCACAGUGGCACCAAGCGACAAAAGACUGACUCCAGUGCACCUCAAAGUGCCUCCUGCUCCACCUCAGCCCAAAAGAGUCCUGGUCCUGGUAGGCCUCCAAGCAGUGAGAGUGAAGAAGAAGGCGGCUCUAACACUCAACGCUCUCGUCAUCACAGGUCAAGUCCUCGGGAACAACGACGCCACCACAGUGAGGAAUCGGGGCGGUCCUGCAGUCGUUCAUCGAGACGAGGAGAAAGACGGGGAAGCAGCCGUCGUCGGCACCGCGGCCAAGCCUCCCGUAGUCACUCUUACUCCAGCAGCUCUGAGCGCUCCUCAGCAGGCAGCAGUGCCUACAGCCACCGUAGCCGCAGCUACUCUGACAGCUACAGUGACUACAGCACAGAGGGUCGCAGGCGGCGGCGCUCCAAACGUUCGUCAGACUCAGACUAUGAGCGGCGGGGUAGCCGAGGACGUAGACGAUCCAGGAGACAUCAGUACUCCUCUUCCUCCUCAGAUGACUCCCGCUCACGUUCACGCAGCUACAGCCGCAGAAAAAGGCGUCGGCGGCACCACAGGAGCAGCUCGAGAAGCUCUAGUAGCUGGAGCCGCAGCACAAGUGCAAGAUCCUGGAGGCGCAGCUACAGCCGAAGCCACAGCUCUGCCAGCCGCUCCUCCAGUUCAACCAAAGGCUCCCCUCACCGACGAGGCACCAGAGGUCGAGGGGACAGUGACACACAUCGCAGAGACUUCAACCGCUCUCGCAUCUACCGCUCCCAAUCUCCACGAUCGUCUUCAUCACGAGGCCUUAAUCGCAACACCCAUUCAUCCAGCUCACAGGCUCUGAGGCCAGGGGGGUCCCGAGAUGCAGGGGAACAGAAAAACACCCUUACUGCACGCCAGCUUCUGGAGAAGGUCCAGUCUAAAAAAAGUUCUGAUGAUUCUGCUACAGGAACAAAAUCUGGCAUUAAGAUUAAAGACCCACCUCAGGGCUACUUUGGUCCCAAACUACCCCCGACCCUGGGAAAUAAAGCCAUGCUUCCACUUUUUGGCAAGCUGCAGGCAGGGAAGAAACCAGUGAUCCCCCUAACCAGACCCGAUGAGGGAGAGAAAUCAGGAACGGGGAAGGGGUCUGAGGCUGAGGGCGAGGUUAUCCUGGUAGAGCCGAUAAGGGAGUUUCCUCCUCCACCACCACCUCCAGCUCCACCAGUCCAGAAGGUUGAGGAGGCUCCUCAGAACACAGUGGCACAAGAAGAGACACAGCACCCCACUACAGAAGCCCAAGUGCACCAAGAACCCAGGCCAUUGUUUGAACAGGAGCCUUCCAUAAUGAUGCCUCAGUACCAAGGAGAUUCAGGACAGGACCCUUCCCAGAACCCCAUGAUGGAGUCCCUCAUGCCAGAAAUGCAGCAGCAGCCUCCAAUGCAUGCCUACCCUGCUUAUCCACCACCUAGUCUGGAGGAGGAUGGGAUGGAGGCAGAGGAGGACGGACUGGCUCCUUUGGAGAGUCAGCCCAUUACGUUCACACCAGAGGAGAUGGAGAAAUACAGUAAGCUACAACAGGCUGCACAGCAGCACAUCCAGCAGCAGCUUUUGGCCAAGCAGGUCAAGACAUUUCCCUCUGCAGCUGCUGCAGCCGCCGCCGCUGCAGCCGCCGCCAACUUGGCCCCUGCUCCUCCUCCACCAGCUCUGCAGCAGAUCCACAUUCAGCAGCCAACUGUGUCUGUGGCCUCCGGCACGUCGAUAACCACAGUGCAACACGCCAUCCUGCAGCACCACGCUGCCACUGCUGCAGCCAUGGGCAUCCACCCAGGUCAUCCCCACCACCCACACCCUGCACACGCCCAGUUGGCCCAGGUACACCACAUUCCCCAGCACCAUCUUACACCCAUCUCCCUGUCUCCUUUGGGUCCCUCCCUUGGUCAUUCUCUGGGACACUCACUGGGACAUGCUGGGCUGAUUCCUGCACACCCGACGGCCUUCCUCUCUGGUCAGCCCAUACAUAUUAUCCCAGCUUCUGCACUUCACCACACCCCUUUAGCUCUCCACCAUGUCCCACACACAGCCCUAUACCCCACACUUUUCACACCUCGGCCCUCACAGGCUGCUGCAGCUGCAGCUCUCCAGCUCCAUCCACUCCUACACCCAAUCUUUUCAGGGCAGGACCUCCAGCACCCACCUAAUCAUGGCUCAUGAGUUAUGACCCAAGUGAGGGAAUUAAUUCACAGCUCUUGGGGGAAGACUUGACCUGAACUGUAUUGGUUCGGGGUUUUAGAUGAAGUCUUUGUGACAACAUGCAGUCAGUGAGACAGGAAACUUGUCAAUAAACCACCAUUUUACUGGCCUACACAGUGCAGCAAGUCGGAGCCACAAAGUGGUGUUGCCUGUGUUGGUUUUAAAAUUGACACAUUUUUUUCUGGCUCGUGAGACUUUUUUUUUUUUUUUUUUUUUUUUUUUCAUGAUUCGCCCUGAAUUUUUAAGACAGGGCGUCAAUUUAAAGAGACUUCCUUUAUGUUCCAUGUAGGGGGAAUAUUAACAGGACCCAUAUGUUUUGAUGACAAAUCAGAGAAACCACUGGAGUUCCCUUUGUUGUUGUUUAUUUUCCACAUAAAAAUAUUAUUCUCACAGUUUUUGCUCAUUGUGGCAGCCAAAGAGAGACGUAACGGCUGAAGCAGAAUCAUGUCAGGAGAGGUGGAGGAGGAAGAAGUGGUAAUAUUCUAGAGACAUACAGCUUCGACUCUGUAAUGUAAACUUCAGAGACGUACUAUUUCAUAAUUACUGAUGCUUUCUGUUCUCAUAUGACUACUUGCUUUCUAUUGGAUCCCUGGUCUCAAAAUAAUUUGUAAUGCAGUAACUUGUACAUAUAUCAGUGUGUAAUGUGAAGAAUCCCACCAAUGAUGACCAUAUGAAAUUACAGCUAUGGUAUCCCAAUCAGUGUGACAUUGUCACUUAAGAACCACCCCUCUCUGAGCGAGGGGAAAUGUGAUGUAGGGGUUUUUGAUAUUCCUGAUGCUCUGAAACAAGGCUCAUGUCCCCUGUGCUGCGGGGUACACCUGAAUGAAUUGCACUGAAAUCUGUACAUCAAAAUGUGGUGCUUUUGCACCAUGUAACAAUAAGAUUGUAGUAUACUGCAAUAAUUGUAUUUUUCUGUUUUUAAAUUAUUUUCCAAAAUGCUCUUCAGAGGAAGGGCCGUGUUUUGCUUUUGUGUAAUUUUGUAAAUAAAACUGCUGUAGAUUAACCUAUUAACAUUCUAGAGGUUUGAGACUGCUGUUGGGGGGACAAAGCAGAAUGACAAGUUGGAUGGAAGAUGGACACUAUGUAUUUUAUCAAGGUUGUUUCUAAAUUACCCCGGCUGAGACGGGCUGGGGCGGCAAAGGAUAGCGAUCUGUCAAACAGUAGCAACUCUGUAUUUUUUAAAGACCUACUCUGUUUCAGCAAAUAAAAUCUUGAGUUCA